Molecule: messenger RNA, 12710 nt
Organism: Drosophila sulfurigaster albostrigata
Lineage: Eukaryota; Metazoa; Arthropoda; Insecta; Diptera; Drosophilidae
Gene: Vps13D
Product: intermembrane lipid transfer protein Vps13D
Exons: 18
Coding region: 271-12141 (3956 amino acids)
Biological process (GO): protein retention in Golgi apparatus; mitochondrion organization; protein targeting to vacuole
Cellular component (GO): extrinsic component of membrane
Source: RefSeq, a predicted model, not a curated record
AUGUCAGAUUGCUUAGCUCCACAAAACGGCACAGCUUGAAGUCCAUCAGCAAGAUCUGCUUAAAUUUUCGUUUUAAAAAUUGCCUAUGACAAUAACAUUGUAUUAUAUUAUGCAUAUGCAAUGAAUAUAAUAAAAUGACUGAUAUUAGACUACGUUGGAUUAAGUGUUUUUGCUUGUGUGCAUCAGAUCAUCUGUAAAACCAUAAUAAAAGCAAACAAAUAGUGCAGAGUGCAGAUUUAAGUGUUGCCGUCCAACUGUGCGGCAGUCAUAAUGUUAGGGGACUUGAUAACGUGGGUGUUAAACACAUACCUCGGCAAGUAUUUGGAAAACUUGAACUCUGCCCAGUUAUCUGUUGCGUUGUUAUCAGGGGAAGUAGAGCUCGAAAACAUUCCAAUUCGCAAGGAUGCGUUACGUUCCUUCGGCCUGCCCAUCGAAGUGUCGUCGGGAAGUAUUGGUAAAAUUAAGCUUCAGGUGCCGGUUCGACAAUUUCGCACGUCACCAUGGUGCAUCUCUGUGGAAGGAUUAUUUUGUGUCGUUUGUCCCAAAGACUUCGAAAACUGGGAUGAGGCGAAAGAAAAGCUUAUGGACUUGGAGUACAAGCAAUCCGUGUUGGAUACGGCUGAAGCCAAUUGGCGCUCCGAGAAAGGCAAACAGGUGGAAUCCUAUUACUUUUCAUCGUACAACAAUUGGCUUAAAUAUGGCACAAAUAUGGCCACAAAUAUCAUCGACAACAUUGAGCUGAAAAUCAAUGAUGUGCACUUUCGCUACGAAGACAUCGUCGAUGUUGGCAACAGCAAAAUUGCCGCUGGGAUUCGAAUUGGUUCGUUGACAGCUCAGACCUGUGAUUCGAAUUGGACAACGGGUACAAACAAAACCAUAAAUAAUGAUGUUAACUACAAGAUUGUAGAACUAAAAGAAUUAUCCCUGUACUGGGAUACAUUGCACGAUGAAAUCAAGUGUCAGAAGUUCACGAAUCAAGAACUAUUACAGCAUAUGAAUCCGACGUGUCAAUUGCGACCACACGACUUCAUCAUUAAGCCCAUAAGUGCAACCGCCAGAUGGAAACGUGAAAAGUCACCACAGGUUAUUCGUUCCAAGGAGAAGCCACGGGUCUCUUGUGAUCUUCAAGUGCCGGAAGUCAUCAUAGUGUUGUCGAAGACACAACAUGUCCAGAUACAGGAUAAACUUGCGGGAAUUCGACAAAUAAAGGAAAUUUCGCAAUACAGAUUAAAAAGACCUGCAUUCAGUAUUUUGGAAAAUCCCAGAGCCUGGUGGAAAUAUGUUCUCAUCUGCCACGGACGUGAAUUGAAAAAGAAGGACGAAAAGUAUUUAACACUCAAAGAGAACUUAAGAUAUGUGCGUAUCUAUCAAGCGGUUAUCUUAAAUCCCAACGAAAAUCUUUCUACGGAGGACAAAGAGUUUAAAUCGUACAUUGAAAGCGAUCGUGCAGUGGCAGAAUUAAUCAUACUGCGAAGGAUAUGUUUUGAGAAAACAUUCACCAAAGGACUGGCGAUUAAAUCGUACAAUGCCACAGGCAAGCGUAUGUUAUUUCACUGGUUUCCAAACUGGAUGGGAUGGUAUGGUACGAAUAAUGCAGCUAGCACGGAACAGGACGAAACCCUGCAACAUUUGGAAGAUGAUAUAUUGGUUGCUUUAGAACAUUCACUGCAAAGCCAAUCGAAUUUAAAGUGUGAUACUGUUUUUGGUUAUUUUACGAUUGAACUUCUUAAGGGAAUUGUCAUUUUACAAACAGAGGAUGCGAAGAGCGAAAAGAAUGCUUGCAUGGAAAUGCAAUUUAAUAAUCUAUCAUCAUUUCUGCAAUUGAAUCCGAUGUUUACGUCCUACGUUGUUGGCAUAUCGUUGGGAGAAGUCUAUUUGCUGGAUAAAACAAAUAAUGAUUCAAAGCACUGCUAUUUGAUAAAACCACAAACAGAGAGAUCAACGUUAACGCAUCAAUCAGAUCUGCGAAUUACGACGACGUCGACAAAUAAUCAGGAUCCAUUGUUUCAGCUGCAAUACGAAAAUGACGAUCAAUUGCAAUAUCGACUUUUAAUUAAAUCAAAGAGCUUAGAUUUGAUAUAUAAUCCAGAUGCACUUGAUUGGUGUCUAAAGUUCUUUACCAAAUCGAACAAUGUGCGACCAAUAAUAGAGAAUAAAUAUGAAACGGGAAAAGAAAAUAACUUUUUAAAUUCCUGGAAUCAGCUGCUGCUGGGCAAUGAGCCGAAUCGCAAGAGUUGGACCUUUGAAAUUGAAGUGUUUGCGCCACGUAUUAUAUUUUUGGAAAACUAUAAAAUCAACAAUUCGUUAAUGGUUCUUAUGGAUUUCGGCAAGUUUCAAUUGGUGAAAACCGAUUUUCAAAAGAAGAGCACAGUAUUCACCACAAAGACUGUAGAUAACUAUACCACCGAUAGCAAUGGUGACGAGGAGGAAACAUAUUUGACACCAUGCUCCACGCCACCGGGAUCUGAGAAAAGUGGUUCCGAGUCGCCCACGAUUCAUGAGAACUUCUUCAGGGAUGUGAUGAACAAGAACAGUCAAUUGGAAACCGUGUUGCAGAGUAAAAUUUACAAUACAUACACGAUCAAUUUCACAAAUCUACAAGUGCUAGUCUGUAAAUAUCAGGAGAGAUGGGAGACCAACUUGAAGUCGUCGUCCAACUUUCAUUUGAUUGACAAAUUCAAUAUUACAUUAACAAUUAAACAGCGAAUUGUCUUUACAUCUGAUCCGGAAUAUCCUUCCUUUACGCUAUUUGGCACUUGUCCCAUGAUCUUGAUUCAUGGAAAUGAAGAGCGCAUUAAACAUUUCCUAAAUAUUGUUUAUCCAAUUACAAAUAGCUCACGGUUCAGGGAUAAGAAAAUACACAAGCCGGAAAGUAAACUAAUCGCUGAUAAUUAUAAUGUUAAUGGAAGUCAUUUGGUUGUUCAAUUUGCAAUUGGCCAACUGAUUAUUGAAAUGCAAUCAAAGGAGAAAAGUAUUGCCGAACUGCAGAUCAUUGGAGCUAGAGCUGGUAUUAUAACGAUGGGCGGUAAAUCAACGAUAACAAUGUCGGUUCAUGGCUUACUACUUGUGGAUGCCAUUCAGUCAUUUGGCCCAGACUUUGAGCUAUUGGUCGCUAGCCAUCGAAACGUGGGCAUGGAUAGUUACUCUGGAAGUCUCAAACAUAGCACAGCCUGUUCACCUGUUUCACCCAGCUCACCUGAUCCAGCAGAUUACCAUAGACCAACCAGUCCACACAUCAUUAAGAAAGCCGUGCAAAAUAUUCAAAGCGAAUCGACAGAUUACUAUGAAGAAACGGAGUUAAAUGCUCUCAUAAACAUUGAUAUUGUGAUUAUUGCACCAAAUGCCAAUAAUCUGAACUAUGUGCACACUACCAAAAUUGCUUUCAAUAGCUUGGAAAUUAUUGCAAAUCAAGAAACAAUAUUAGAGCUGUUGAACUUCGCCGAAAGAAUUUUCAAUGGCCAACCAAUAAGGAAAAAUAUGAGCCACGAAAUCCCAAAAGAGACUGCGUUGGAGUUAAUUGAACCGGAAGAAUCCCUGAGUCACAACAAUAGUGAAAUCAUUUUUGAUUUCUUUCGCCUAAAUGUAUUAAUAUUAUAUACGACCAAAUUGGAUAGAUACGAUGUUGCCCGCAAAGUGGGAACAAUUACGAUAAGCGAAGCGAAAAUUAACAUUUCGAUGCAAUCGAGCUUAAAUGUCAUCGGAUCGCUGGGAGGAAUACAAAUCAUUGAUAUUACGCCGCAAGGUAUUAGACAUCAGCGUAUACUUUCAAUUGGCAAAGAUCCGGAAUCGGAAUAUAAUCGACAAUCAGUGCUUAAUAAACUCUCCAAUGAGAUUUAUUUAAAUAAUUCCGAUGAGGAUAAGAGUGAAGAAAUUGAGGCUCUCAGUUUUACGACUCAAUGGAGUAAUAAUACGGCAAUAAGUCUUCAAUUGAGAAUGGCAUCGGUUUCCUAUACUCAUAAUCCUCGUUUCCUGCAUGAUUUUAACUUUUGCAUUACAAGCUUUAAACAAAGUCUGAGAGAAUUUUUAACCUCAAUUGGUAAUAAAGCAACGGACAUAGCCAAAGAAUUUGUGCAGCAAAUAAAAGAUGUUAAUGCUCAAACAAAACCAGCGCUUUCCAGCAAAUCGAAUGAGGAAAACACAAGAAUAUCCCUUGAUGUUAUCAUUAAUAGUCCCAUCAUCGUGCUUCCCGUAUCGAAUGAUAGCAAAGAAGUUUUUAUAGCAAACUUGGGAAAACUUUGUUGCCGCAAUGAUAUUAAUGAAUCGUUAGAAAAUAUGCAAACAGAUGUGAUAGUUAAGUAUAUAAUAGAAGUAACCAAUAUUAAUUUAUUCUCAUUGAAUAUCAAUGAACAAAACGAAGAUUGGGCGUUCGCUUUACCCAUUGCAAGCCGAUUGUAUGCGAAUAAACAAAACGCCUUUCCAAUUUUGCACGAUACCGCGAUAUCCUUAAAAUUAAAUUUAGGAUAUGGAGAUGCCGAUGUGGAAGAAAGAAGAAUAGAAACACUCUCAGUGGAGGGCAGCAUGGUGGAAACUCUGAAAGUCACACUCUAUCGAAAGCAAUAUAAGAAUAUUUUAGAUUCUAUUAAAAAUGCCACAAACUUUUCGGAUGGCAACGAAAAUAUCAAACCAAAGAUACAUAAUGCAAAUACAACAAAUUCCAUAGAUUCCAGUAAUGACGUCCAACGUUUAAGUACUACUGUUAAGUUCUCAGUACCUGUUCUUGAAAUCAAUUUACAAAAUGAAAGUCACGAGCCUUUGGUCAAUGUCACGUUUAAGGACUUUUUUGUCAAACAUCGUAUUAGAGGCAGCGAUGAGCAUGUCAAAGUCAUACUCAACUCAGUGUUAAUGGAAGACUUAAAGUCGGACGUGUCGUCGCCUUUCAGAAAUAUGGUAACAUCACUAAAUCUGGAAAAUAGCUAUCGAAAGAACGGACAUUCAUCAUCAUCAUGUCCAGACCUACCAAGCUUUUGUAGCAAACAAAAGGCAAUGUCAACAUCUGUACCCUCCAACCUCUGUGAAUAUAUUAAGCUGAAAAAUAACCAAAAAGAACUCAAAUCGAAAUUAUGUAGCUCAAAAGACAUAAGCGAUCAGAAGAAACACAAUUUAGUCAUCUAUAGAUCGCAUACUAGACGACUACCUCAACAGACUUCCGAAACUAAAGUAGAAAGACAAAACUCCAUUGAGUUUAAUUGUUUGAAUUUAACAAUUUGUGUGGACAGAUGGUACACGAUAUUUGACUUCUUCGGCCUAAUUGCCGAGCCGGAGAAACCACAUCAUUUGAUAGAACGCAAAGAUAUUGUACCAGAAAGUAUUCCGGACUUUUGCAGUACCUUAAAUGUUUCGAUUCGCUCGUUAAACUUUAAUUUGACUCGCAAUGAAGCUGUUUUAACGAAAAUUAAUGUAUCCAAUGCAACUUUUUCGAUAAUACAAGAGGAGGCAUUUAAAGCUGUUGAAGGUUGCUUGGGUUCCAUUUCAGUGUACGAUCUGACCAAGUUUGGAUGCAUAUACAAGGAAAGAUUUCUAACUAGCGGCUCAGAGGCUUUAAAUUUUGUUUACAAGCGAAAACUUACUGAUCUGGAUCCCUCAAAUGUCAUCAAUGCCGAUGCUGUGCUCUGGAUUAAUAUGUCCACAGUUCAUUAUAUACACACCAAGCGUUUUAUAGUCGAACUACACUUAUUUAUCAAAGAGUUGCUGCAGUUGCAAACGCCCGUAAUAAGGAAAUUGAAACGGCAUAAUGUGGAUCGCGAUCGAGGUGAACAGUCGUCGAAGAUAAAGCUUUGUAUUCAAGCUGCUACACCUAUAAUUGUUCUCCCAGCAUGUUACAAUAGCAAUCAUGUUUUAAUCGCUUACCUUGGACAGUUUACUCUGAAGAACAGCUUUCACUUUGCUAAUGACGAGUGCAUCAUAAGUAAAAAGGGUAUUACACCAAAUCCAGAUGAGAUUUUGGACGUCAUGCGCAUCGAUUUGGUCAAUAUUAAUUUCUUCUCCGCCGAGCGUAAUGUACAAAAACUGGAAACAAACUAUGACAAGGAAAUAUUCAUUAAUAUUGCAAAUACAAUCUUCAUCAAGGGUAGUCCAAUAUUUAAAGAGUCGUGCUAUCUGAAUGUGCAAGUGGAGCGCAAUCUGACAACGGAGAGUACUCGAGUUUGCCCAGACAUUAGUGUGAAGGGAACCUUCUCCAGACUAAAUGCAACACUAAAUAUUCAGACAUACAAACUGAUUAGAGGACUUUUAGCCAACAAUAUGGGUGAGAAUAUUGAUGAUGUUCACAGCAACACAUUGAGCAAUAAUUUCUCAUCGAUGGAAACCUUUUCGGCAUUGAAUCUGUUCACCAAGACCGAGGAUUCGGUGAGAGUUUUGACGCUGCUGUCGAUAAGUAUUUUGCUGGAGGAUGUUUCAAUCUUGCUGGUGCUAAAUACAAAUACCAUGCCCGACUUUGUGCUGGAGCCUUUGGCCUGUAUUCACUUUAUACGCUCGCAACUGGAAAUCGAUAUGUUUAGCGAUGGUGCACAGGAUAUUGAUUUGAUAUCUAGCAACAUACUGAUUGUUGACGAAAGGCCUGAAGGUAAACAUAAUGCAAAUGUUUUUCGCAACGUGCUGCAGCCUUCAAAGAAAGCAACGCCACCAAAACAUUCCGCACAAGUCGAAAUACACUGCAGAAAAAGAGCAAGUCUAACUAAAUACACAAUUAUGUUGAAUGACAUGAGAGUUAUUGGCAUACUGGACUUCCUGGAUCAUCUAAAGAAGUUCUUGGAGGAAGACUCUUUGCCUGUGAUGUCAAUGAAUCAUAGAGCAAGUCAAGCGCUGCAAAUGGAUCAGGCGACUGCACAACCAGUAGAAGCCUCUGUGACCGAGUAUAUAAUAAAUGUGACAGACUCGGAAAUUAUCUUUGUGGAGCAGUACAAUCGCUUGGACUCAAAUGCUAUUAUAUUGAAGAGCACAACCGUCAUCUCCUACAAGCCGAAUAAUAGUUGUGUGCCGUUGUCUAUAAACAUUAAUCACCUGGAAAUCUUUUCCUGCACACUAGACGCCGAGGACGAAAGUGCGCUUUCCAUCAUUGAUCCCUUCACAUUGAAUAUUGAACUAAGAAACAAUUGCAUGAAUAUUGUUGUGCAUAAACAAUUGAAUAUACGAUUGUCGUAUAUUGAUAUGAAACUGUUUCUGCGCAUGAUUAGCAUGAUACCAAACCAAACUUCAACGCCUCCAAAUGCGCUUUCCAAAUCGAAUUCGGAAUUUGAAAAGAUUGCACCGCUGCUGGCAAUGGGAUUCGAAAUAACCAAUUGUUGGUACGCCAUGGAGUUGAACAAUUGGAAACUCAAUGAUGCGGCAUUGUGGCUUUCGCAGCAGAAGCGCAAGACGACACAGAAUCCAGCACUGGAGUUGAAGACCGCUGUUCUGGAUGCCAAUUGUAUAUCAAUGUGUGUGAUCGAUGAUUGCAUGGAUGCUGAUGUGCCACUCCUUGAAAUAUCCCUGACAAAGAUGCUGCUCAAGUAUAAAUUCCAAACCAAUGGCAUCGAGGUGGAUAAAUUGAGUAGCAAUAAUUCAGCUGAAGGAGAUUUGGAUACAGAAGUAACACUUAACUAUUACAAUCGUCGUUUGAGUGGCUGGGAACCUCUGGCGGAGAUUUGGCAAUGUGCUGCUAAAUGGAAAUACAAAAGACUCAAUUUCGAUAAGAGAAAACGUUUUGAGAUCUUCGUGAAUAGUAAGCAAUUGCUGAAGAUCAACAUUACCUCGACGCUCAUCGAACUGAUUCACAUGGUUGUCAAGAACUGGACCAGCGAUUUCCAUUCGCUCGACAAUGUGAAAAACUCCAAUUUCCGGCAACGUUCGCCUUAUGUUCCUUUUGCUCUGCAGAACCUGACGGGUUCAGCGCUGCUCUUUAAGCCUAUCUAUGCUCAACUAGGAGAUUUGACCGGCUCAGAGCUGCAUCAACUGGAGAUUAUCAAGAAUUGGAUAACUGUUGAACCGAAUGAAAUCAAGACCUUCGAUUUUAGUCAGAAGAGCAAGCUGAGGCACAUUGAUUCGCAUCUCCUCAAUCUGCAUCAAAUUUUAGUUCAAAUCCAUGGAUGGACGCUGAUUGGCCCGAUUUCUGUUGAUAAAGUUGGCAUCUAUUUCCGCUCCACAAUAUUGGAUUCGAAGUAUGAGAAGAAAACACGCAUCAUAUUUGACAUUUCGCUGAUGGGUUCGGCGCAAAAGCUGAUUAAAGUCAUGUCUCCACUGAAGAUCAUCAACAAAUUGGAUCAUGAAGUUUAUCUGAAGAAAGUGCUGAAUAAGAAUCAAGUGGAUGCAAUGACUGCCAUCAGCACAAUUACUCCAAAUGAUCAGCAGUGUGUGCCGUUGAAGUUCCUAGAUGCCUCGUUGUACAUCUCACAUGUGCCUAACGAUGGCAAGAGAUCCACGAACAAUGCAGAUGCCGAGGAUGUGGGAUUCAGCAAUGAUGAAAUCACGUGGAAACAUUGCUGCAAUGACAGCGUGCAUAAUCUGUACACUUGCUACGACAUCAAUAAGAGUAUUUUGUAUACCCUGAUUAGUAUUAGUAAGGAGAUGUAUCCUUACAAGGAUAAGACGAUGCCGGGUCAUACAAUUACGCUCUUGUCUCCCUUGAUGCUGAAAAACAUGCUCUGCUGUGAUUUGAGUUUCAAUAUAAACGGUAACAGCAUUGGCCGCAUCAAUGCCUUCCAAAGCAAGAAUAUAUAUAAUGUAAAUGUUUCUGAACCUUUUAACUUGAGCAUCACACUGGAUAACUUCCAAGUGUCCGGUCAACUAAAGAUUCCAACGAAUUUGAAUGGCAUUGUUGAGCCGAAGCUAAAGUUGAUUGAUGCUAAGAAAAGAGAACUACAUCUGCACAUAUCGAUUCAUGGCACCAAAGGCAAGGGGAUCGAGAUCUACAUUAGUGCUCCCAUCUGGAUUAUCAAUAAAACUGGAUUGCCGCUUAUCUUCAAGCAGGAAGGAGCUACUAAUAUUGGCGCUGGACAAUUCGAAGAGCAUGAAACGGCGCGACAAAUUUCUCCGCUUAUGUUUUCCUUCUCCGAUCAAGAAGGUUCGCCCUCUUUAGAAGUGCGACUGGGCAACUCCUUUGGCACCAACAAUCAGUGGUGCAAAAGUUUCUCGCUGAUUAAGCACAUCACACACAGAGAGCUGCGUACAGAAGGCGGACCAGGAUGCUAUACAAUUGGCAUAAGUGUGCGUCGCGGACGUGGCUUCUAUUCGAGCACGACCUUUGUGACAAUGGCCCCACGUUUCCAUCUGUAUAACAAAAGCGGACAUCCGCUGCAGUUUGCUCAAAAGUGCAACGUUGUGCAGAAUGAAUACGCAAAAUCUUCGCACAUUAUUUCGGCUCCAAUUGAUUGCAACUUUCAAUUCCAUUGGGCGAAUUGGGAUCGGGAACCUUUGAUUUGUGUGCGCAUCGCAGAUGUAGAAUGCUGUUGCUGGUCGAAGGGCAUUCCGAUCAGCGACGAGCAAAGCUUGUACAUAAACGUUCGGAAUGAAUGGUGUGAAAUGUUCUUUUUGAGGCUGGAAAUCAUAUCCAGAGACGCAACACUUAUACUGCUCUUCACGGAUGCUCGAAGUUUGCCACCGCCCAUCAGAAUCGACAAUUUCUCCGAGGUGGUUGUGAACUUUUCUCAGAGAGGCUCAAGACCCGUUUGGUCCACACCAGUAAGACCGCAGUCUUCAUUGUCAUAUGUGAUGGAUGAUCCCUUGGGAUCACAAAUAUUGCUUUUGGAGGCACCUGGCGGCAAUAUUAAUGAAUUCUCUGUGGAAUUGGGAAACAGCCCUAAAUCAUUAACUUAUUCAAACUUUAUAUAUAUAGCGUUUCACAAUACUUUCGAUCAGUUCAAACGCGAUGGCGAUAAACCCGAUGAUAAAUAUCAACAGCUAGUUCUGGGUGUUUAUGACAAAAGAGUUGUCAUUAUGGAAAAGAAUUCGGGUGAUCGUUCGCAACUGUGGCUAAUGAAUUCAAAUGGUCAACUGGAGCACGAAGGAUCCACGCCGCCUGUUCAAUCAAACGAAGGCAGCGCUGUGCGCAUGGUGUUGGAUCUGGAGAAGCCACCAAAUCCAACAGAGUUCACUCCUCUCGUAGUGCGCACGCCGAACAAACAGAGAGUCACCACGCAAACAUGGAGGUUUGAGAACGGUCGUCUUAUGUGUCACGCCAAUAUGUGCGUGCAGUCUCCAAAUGGCAAAUCAGGUUUGAGGCCUGGUGCUCAAGCAGUUUUAGGGCGCAUUAAACAUAGUUCAAAAACUUCGGACUCAAUUCCGAUCCAACAACAUCUGGUUGCUCAAAAGCUAAGACCAGGCUCCGGUCAAUUGGAGAUUUCCUCUAAAAUGGAUGGACCGAUUCGUACAGUGCAAAUUUGUGAUAUUAAGCUAAAACCAAAUGAAAUUAUAUUGGCACCGGAUUUACUUUGGACUCAUGCGUCCUUCAACAACAGACAGAUUAUGGACAAGACCAAGCCGCAAGCUGUGCUCGAAUUUCAGGUAAAUGUGGAGCUGCCAAAAGGAAUCGGCAUAUCAAUUAUUACGCUCAAGCCUUGCGAAGAAAUUGUUUACAUCAGCUUGGACAAUAUAAUUGCUGAGAUUAGAGACAGCUCUUUGGAAAAGUCACUUGAUCUGAAUAUUGCCUAUAUCCAGGUGGACAAUCAGCUAAUGGAUGCAGCCAGUCAAGUGACGUUGCACAGUGUAAUCCCAGCUGCCGAUGAUGUGCAGAAGAAUGCCUUGUUGCUGAAGGUGAAAAUGUUGCCCAGUCCCAAUAAGCACGCUUUGAUAUUCGAAUAUCUGACAUUGGAUGUUAAGCCUUGCACAAUGUGUCUGGAGGAGAAACUCAUACUGAAGAUUGCCGCUUUUCUUGGCUAUGGCAGAGAGAGCAAACAGAAUACAUUUCUGCCUAGUGAUUAUGAAGAUUUUGUGAAAAAAUCUCUGGAGAACGACAUGAGAAGAUACUACUUUGAAUCCUUUAGAAUCGAGCCAAGUCAGGUUCGUCUAUCGGCAUGCACUUCGUCGAAAUUGCCAGAAGAACUGCAAGCUACGAAAAAAGCCUUGGGUCUGACGUUGAUUAAAUUCGAAGAUGCAUUAAUAGAUUUGGAUUAUUUCUCGGACAAGUAUCACUUUGAAACCAUCGACAUCUAUCUGCGAGCAAUCAAGAAGCAUUAUAUUAACCAAAUCAAAUGGCAUGCCGCAUCGAUACUGGGAAGCGUUGAUUUCCUGGGAAAUCCUUUGGGAUUUGCCAAUGAUCUGUCGGAGGGCGUAUCUGGACUUAUAUUUGAGGGGUCGGUCAAAAGUUUGGUGAAGAAUGUGACGCAUGGCAUCUCGAAUUCGACGGCCAAGCUAACAGAAACUUUAUCAGAUAGUUUGGGUAAAGUUGUGCUGGACGAUCACGAUAACGAGACAAGGCAACGAAUUUUGGAGCUACAAUCAAACACAUCUGGUGGUCAUCUGGCAGCGGGUAUCAAAGGAUUUGGAUUUGGACUGCUCGGCGGCGUCACAAGUAUUGUGCGGCAUACGUACGAUGGUGCGGCAGCUGAUGGCGUGCCAGGCUUUCUGAGUGGCCUGGGAAAAGGUCUCGUUGGCACGGUGACAAAGCCUAUCAUUGGCAUGCUCGACUUGGCAUCGGAGACAGCAAGUGCUGUGCGUGAAACCAGUCGAGAUACACAUCGAAAUUCUCCCAAUCGCAAGCGUUUGCCACGUUGCAUUACCGGUGCUCCUGGUGGACUCUUGCCUUCAUAUUCUAGUCGCCAGAGUAAAGGACAACAGUAUCUUUACUUGAUCAAUCGUAAGAACUUCGCGGAAAAGAUCAUAUUCUAUGAGCCGAAUAUUUAUAGCGAUAAAGAGUCAAGAUUACGCCUGUUGGUUUCCACCGAAUAUGUGCGUCAUUUUUCCUUGUGUGAAGAAAAUCCAACGGUGAUGUUUGAGUGUCAUCUCAGCGAGAUUCUAUCAUGCCAUCAUGUGACAACCAACACAGCGACCACGUCAACGGCAAGCAAAACGACAUCGAGUUAUUAUAUAGAAAUAUCAAUAAACUUACCAAAAAUUACAAGACCACGAAUUCGAUGUAGAAACGAAGAGUGUGCUGAAGCUGUAUCAAGAUGUAUAAAUUACGCUAAAAGUGUUUUCGAUGAACGUGAAAUGUCGCUCACUAAAUACUAAAACUAAUCUUAAUAAAUAAUUAUUUUGUAAAUAUUUAAACCUAAUAGUUUUGUAGUGUUACGAAUGAGUAAAGGGUUUUAAAAACGGAUGAUCUGUAAACUUGUUUAAAACAACAUCUUUACUUAUGAUUCCCAUGGCUGAGCCACUGUAGCUUUAAUCCCGAAUGCAUCACAGGUGAAAUGUACUCAAAUAAAUAGUUUACCAGUAAAAACAUUGAAUAGCUAGUUACUUAUAUUUGGUUUUGUUUUUUAUUAAAGAGCCGUUCCCAUAAAUUGUGGAACUUUGUCUAUUUACUAAAUUAAGCUUGAGUUAACUGAGUCAGCUCUCUCAAUACACGGUUAAAAAUAUAAAUGGUGUAAAGCUAUUUAAAAAAUCUUUAAGAACAUAAACAGCUUUAUUUAAAUAGAAUGCGGUUAAAAUUGAACUCUCCGUCAUUGAGAAAAUUAACCCAAUUAAUAUUAAGGAAUGAAUAAAUAUAUUUAAUGUUCGAGAGUUAGCGUUAUGUAUAAAAAGCACAUUGAUUCCACAAAACACCGCGCGGCAAAGAAUGUACUUAAGGCUUAAUGGGU